Molecule: messenger RNA, 1916 nt
Organism: Vespa crabro (European hornet)
Lineage: Eukaryota; Metazoa; Arthropoda; Insecta; Hymenoptera; Vespidae
Product: U1 small nuclear ribonucleoprotein 70 kDa-like
Biological process (GO): mRNA splicing, via spliceosome
Cellular component (GO): U2-type prespliceosome; U1 snRNP; precatalytic spliceosome
Molecular function (GO): U1 snRNA binding; mRNA binding
Source: RefSeq, a predicted model, not a curated record
AUAGAGUUGUCGGUUAUGUGGUUAUGGCAUACCGGUAGCAACGUCGACGCCAUUUUAAGGAGUGUAGUGUCUAAAGAUGCAGUUGUUCCUGUAUUCGUUUUAAUUAAUCGAGCGAGAGUAAAGUUGACGUAUUAUUGUAAUAUUUCAACAAAAUGACGCAAUUUUUACCUCCGAAUUUACUUGCGCUUUUUGCUCCUCGCGAUCCAAUACCUUAUUUGCCACCGGCCAGCAAGCUUCCACACGAAAAGAAGAAUGGAGGAUAUAUCGGCGUUGGAGCAUUUCUCAAAUAUUUUGAGGAUCCGAAAGAUACUCCGCCACCUGUACGCGUUGAAACUCGUGAAGAACGUUUGGAGCGUCGUAGGAGAGAACGUGCCGAGCAAGUUGCUUAUAAAUUAGAACAAGAAAUCGCAGUAUGGGAUCCUGCUGGUAUUCCCAAUGUGACGGCAGAUCCUUUUAAAACCUUAUUUGUAGCAAGAAUAAAUUAUGAUACAUCGGAAUCAAAGCUUAGGAGAGAAUUUGAAGUCUAUGGACCGGUAAAAAAGAUUGUGGUAAUUCAUAAUACAAUAAAUGGCAAACCUAGGGGAUAUGCUUUCAUUGAAUAUGAGCACGAAAGAGACAUGCACUCGUGGUGGCCGCUGCCGGCAACUAGUGCCGUUCACUAUUCCAUGCAAUCCCUGAACCUGCCUGAUAUGAUAGCUGCGUAUAAGCAUGCCGAUGGUAAGAAAAUAGAUGGUCGCAGAGUAUUGGUUGACGUGGAGCGUGCAAGAACGGUAAAAGGGUGGCUCCCUCGACGACUUGGUGGUGGUCUAGGUGGUACUCGCAGAGGUGGACCUGAUGUGAAUAUAAAGCACUCCGGUAGGGAAGAUAACGAAAGAGAAAGAAAACGAUAUCGUCUCGAGCAAGAGAGGGAAACCUCAGGGCGAGGGCUGGACAGGGACAGGGAUCGCGAUCGUUUGGACAGAGAACGCAGAAGGUCACGCGAUCGUAAACGAAGAUCAAGGAGUAGGUCACGCGAUCGGAAACGUAGACAUAGUCGAGAUCGUUUACCGGAUCCUGACAUUGAGGAAAUUCAAAGAGACGAACGACCACGCGACAGAAGAGAUCGUGAUCGUGAUCGUGAUCGUGAUCGAGAUCGUAAAAGGAGUAACGAUCGUGAUCGCGAUCGCGAUAGGGAUAGGAAGAGAAAUAAAAGGGACAGAGAUCGUGAACGUAGGGAUAGAAAAGAUCGUGGUGAUCGUCAAGACGAAGAUACCAAGGAAAUUCGUAUUAAGGAGGAACCUUUGGAUGAUUAUCCCGAUUAUAGUAACACGUUUUCAACGUCAGGAUCGUAUUUCACCGCAGUCAAGUAUGAAGACGAUAACGAUCAAGAAGUCGAAGAAAAAUAUAGAAUUCCCGAAGGUCGCCCUGAUCCACCCCCAUACAAUAAUUACGACUCUGUACAAGAUUAUUGAUCUCAGUAAUAUGCCUUAUGACGUUUUCUCUCUGCCCGCGACGAAUCGAUGCGACCAUCAAUAAUGUUAUAUUGUAUUUCCUAUUGUUAUUAGUGUAAUGCUGUACUUACCGCAUUUGAGUACCGAAUUGUAUAGUGGAAUGGAAAAUUAAUGACCAGAUAUUCUAUUGGCAUAUUGCAAGGUAAGCAGCUUUGAUCUACGUUUAUAAUUAGCCGUUCCUUGGUAAUUAAUUUAGAAUAUUACAUAUUUUUCGUCGUUGGAACGAAAGGUAAAAUUUCAUUGAAAUUUUUAAGAUUGGAAUGUAUUAAAUACAAUAUUCUAGCAGUUCAAACAGAACCUCGCAAUAUGGAACACACAUACACAGAAGUUCAUAAACGUUUUCAACCUUAUUGCUACCACAAAUAAAAAGUACUGUCACUCGCUGUAUUUGUACAUACAUAAUAUGAGUAUAUGAAUGAAUUGAAA